Messenger RNA from Serinus canaria (Common canary), 3223 nucleotides. It is a transcript of the gene ELK3, whose product is annotated as ETS transcription factor ELK3. Gene Ontology annotation, molecular function: DNA-binding transcription factor activity, RNA polymerase II-specific; sequence-specific DNA binding. Gene Ontology annotation, biological process: regulation of transcription by RNA polymerase II; cell differentiation. The record is from RefSeq and is a predicted model, not a curated record. NCBI's taxonomy places the organism in Eukaryota, Metazoa, Chordata, Aves, Passeriformes, Fringillidae. Bases 472 to 1692 code for a protein of 406 amino acids. Gene Ontology annotation, cellular component: nucleus. The transcript has 5 exons.
GUGGCGGUCGGGGGAGUCGCGGAGCUCCCGGCGAGCCGGCGGAGUCAGCGCUGCCCGCUGUACUAUGCGUGUGUCUUGUGUUACAGCCAUGCUGCACAUCGGCGGCCAGAGCGAGGGGCGCGGGGAGGAAAAGGCUGUUUACACAGACUGCAAACCGCCCGGGGAAUAGUGCGGGAGAGGAAGUGAGCCGGGCCGCUGUCUGACUGCCCCGGCUUCCUGCUCGCUCCCUCUCACGGGCAGCUCUCACACACACACACAUACACACACACACACGCACACACACACACAUACACACACCGGCCCGAGGGAAAAAAAAAAAAAAAAGGAAAAAGGGAAAACAAAAUCAGGAUCUCAUUACUAGAGCAACAGAGAGCCUGCAGAAGACUGUCAGCAUGGAGAAUCAGGGAAUUUUACUCAGCUCCCUCUAGACUACCAGGAGAGAGCGGAAAAGUCCCUCAGCCGCUGCUGGGUAUGGAGAGUGCAAUCACACUGUGGCAGUUCCUUUUGCAGUUGCUGCUAGACCAGAAACACGAGCACCUCAUUUGCUGGACGUCUAAUGAUGGCGAAUUCAAGCUACUCAAGGCAGAAGAAGUGGCUAAGCUGUGGGGACUCAGAAAAAACAAAACUAAUAUGAACUAUGACAAGCUGAGCCGGGCGCUCAGAUACUAUUAUGACAAGAACAUCAUCAAGAAAGUGAUCGGACAAAAAUUUGUAUACAAGUUUGUCUCCUUUCCUGAGAUUUUAAAAAUGGAUCCACAUGCUGUGGAAAUCAGCAGAGAGAGCCUUUUGCUGCAGGACAGCGACUGUAAGAUGCCUUCAGAGGGCAGGGAUCAGCACAAGCACAGCUUGUCAGCACUGAAAAGCACAAGCCGUAAUGAAUAUAUCCACUCUGGCCUGUACUCCUCUUUCACUAUCAACUCUCUGCAAAACCAGCCAGACCCUUACAAGACCAUCAAAACAGAAAAACUGGAGAAGUCAGAAGGAAACACACCAGUUGAAGAAGUCCGAACUGUUAUCAGAUUUGUGACAAACAAAACAGACAAACAAGUUACGAGGCCCAUGGUGUCGUUGCCUUCUACUUCUGAAACAGCAGCUGCCUCUGCUUUCCUCAACUCUUCGGUAUCAGCUAAAAUAUCUUCCUUAAUGCUACCCAACAGUGCCAGCAUUUCAUCUCCAUCAUCAUCCUCCUCCAGGUCACCAUCUCUGUCUCCCGCCUCACCCCUCCCUACAGAACACAAGAGCUUCUUCCUUGACUCCAGCUGCCACGACUCAGAUUCCCUUGAGCCUCUGAACCUCUCCUCAGGCUCCAAGGCCAAAUCCCCAUCUCUUCCCCCAAAGGCUAAAAAACCCAAAGGCUUGGAAAUCUCUGCCCCACCCAUGAUUCUCUCCAGCACUGACAUCGGUUCCAUCGCCCUCAACAGCCCCGCGCUUCCUUCGGGAUCCCUGACUCCAGCUUUCUUCACUGCACAGACCCCCAAUGGAUUAUUGCUGACCCCCAGCCCACUGCUGUCCAGCAUUCAUUUCUGGAGCAGCCUCAGUCCUGUUGCUCCUCUGAGUCCUGCCAGGCUGCAGGGACCAAACACUCUGUUCCAGUUUCCAACUCUGCUAAAUGGUCACAUACCAGUGCCACUCCCCAGUCUGGACAGAGCCUCUUCACCAAUACUGCUUUCUCCGAAUGCUCAGAAAUCCUGAUGAUGCCUCAUCACACCAAGGAUGUAUUGGUGGAUCUAACACUUCAUUCCUAUGGGUUAGUUUUUCCUGUGUCAUGAGAAGAACAUUGUGAAACCCUUUAUUACUUUGGUUUGCACUUUUCAUUACAUGGAUAAUCUACUUUUAUUAUGUUAGCAUUUUUCAACAGUGUUUAUAUAUAAAAGUAUAUAUAAAUCUGUUAUGCAUUAAAUGAAUUAUAAUUUUUUUUUAUAUCAUAGCUCUCAAGUGUUGAACACUUCUGUUGUUGAUGAAGUACUUUUCUUAAUGGAUUGCAACAAUGUAUCUAUUAGGGAUGUGAAGCUUCUUUUUAAUCCCUUUUUCUGCAUAUUAUGCAUUGCGCUUGUGUAAACUAUAACCGGCUGUGCCUUCUUUUGCAUAAAGUCAUGUAAAUGAUUUAUAUAUUUUCUAGUAUUAAGAUAAAAAGUUGAAAGAAAAAAACUAGUAUUGAACAGCCCUAUGGUAGUAUUUCAGUAUUUUCUCCACAGAUAGGCCAUAUGAUGCAGUGUAUUAAUGUAACUUUGUAUUAAGUGCUUUCAAAUUGUAUAAAAAUAGCCUUAUAAUUUUCCUUUGCUGAAGUGGAAAACAUAAUCCUUGUUACAGCCAGGAGAUGUAGUUCAGAGUAACAAAGCCACAUUUACACAUUUAUGCCCAAGUUCUUCUGCCAAGUUGCAACAAGGAGGAACUGGGCUGUGUAUGUUCACGAGACGUUUCCAGCAUUUGAGAGUACUUCUGUAGAAAAGGAGACAUUGCUCAGAAUUUAUUUGGCCUAUACUUCUUAUCAACUGUCAACAUUAUGUCUGGAAAAAGUGCAGGUAAUCUUUGUCCUCCCAAGGAAUGAGGAUCAUUCCUGAUAAUUUCCAGGUGCUUUGUUCAGCUGUGCCAAGUGCCUUCUACUACUUCCCUGGAAAGACUAUUGUAGCUACUCAAGCUCAGAAGGUCACAUUCCCCCUUCCCCCAAAGCUGAAAAAGUUACAGGUCUGUAAAUUGAUGCCUGGUGCUUGCAAAGAGGCAGAGACUCUACAUGUGGGAUGUUUAUGUAUAAACAGCUGACUUCUGGAUGAAAAAACAGCACUGUGUUACUAUAUACUUGCAACUUGAAUUUACUGGGUAUGUCCUCUACCUUGAGGGGAUGCUUUAGUCAUCUAAAUGUCAGGUUAGGAUUAGGCCAGACUCCCUGGCACCACAGACUCUAAUCCUGGCAGGGCUGAUGCAAAUUUUCAGUUUCCUGAUGUGGCUAAAUUGGCUUGAAUGCAGCUUUACAGUGUCGUUUUUUCAGAGGAGGCCUUAAAAGCCAGCCCCAAGUCUGAUCCCUGUUUGUGACAGGUCAUUCAAACCUCAGCUUUGCUUUCUGGCCUAGCAGCUGGCCACGGUCUGUUCUUUUCGAAAUGUAUGCAGUGAGUUGUCUGCUGAUUUUCUGCUUGGAUGCAUUUCAGUGAUGAUGUGUGUAGUUAUUUGUAAAGUGCUUUUGGAUCCUUCAACCUGAAAGGUGCUAAAUAAACAUUUUAUUAAUGCA